This is a messenger RNA of Aspergillus saccharolyticus JOP 1030-1, 2877 nucleotides long. Its product is annotated as pentatricopeptide repeat protein. The record is from RefSeq and is a predicted model, not a curated record. The transcript has a single exon. The coding region runs from base 297 to 2735 and encodes 812 amino acids. Lineage: Eukaryota; Fungi; Ascomycota; Eurotiomycetes; Eurotiales; Aspergillaceae. Gene Ontology annotation, molecular function: protein binding.
CUCCUCCUCCUCCUCCUCCUCCUCCUACUCGCUUCUUGGAUUGGGUCUGACCUCCUCAUCUAACAACAGAUCACUCUAUUCCCUCUCUAUUCUCCCCUCUUCCUCUUCUCCUUUUUUCCUUUUUCCCUCUCUAUUCUCCUUCAUCCUCUUUUGCUUCACAACCUCUCCGCGUUCCUCCCAAUCAUCCCCGGAAAAGUCGCAUUGAUAUACCGGCCACCUAAUCAUCCUAGGCAUUCCUGCUCGAGACCUCCUCGGGAUAUGCAUGGCUGAUCCAAUGCCACAAUGUCUGUCAUCUCAUGCCUCCUUCUACUAGGUUCUCCAGCUCGCCCAAUCUGCGACCUCUCUCGCAGCCAUUGGAUACGUGCUUGUCCUUCCACCAUUCUUCCAUGUCAAAACCCGAUUCAUGCUCCUAUAAUACCUCCCUCAGACGAUUUGCUUCCAGACGUCCUCGCCUCAAUGCAGCAUCUAUAGCUGACGUGUUCGUCGGUUCCCUGGUGAUUGCUGGUUACUGCCGCGAACACUCGCCUCGUGGCAGAGCAUUUUCGACAUUGCCUCAAAAGUCCUCCCGAGGUAAUAUUCUCAGCUGGCAGGACCGGCGCUCGAGACAGACUGGAAGAAGACCUUCAACACAUCAUUUUGAUAGUCUGACCUCGGCACCCAAACGCCUGCAUCAAUCACGGACACAGCGGAUGUUUAAUUCGGGCGUCGCAUUGAGGGUAAAGGAAAACAAUGACGAAGACUGCCCUUGGUCGAAUAGCUCUUUGCAGGGCCCUUGCGCGCGACCUCAGGGGCCAAAUGUCACGGGUGAACGAUACCUCGCUGCCCACGAGGACCUCAACAGAAGCUCACUGAAGCAACACGAAACCACGCAUACCAAAAAGAGAACAUCGGCAGAGAGCGAGAUCAAUCAACCCGCGCGCAGUGACGCUACUAAGAUCAACACUACGGUCCAAAAAUCGGAUGAGAAACGAGGAUCAAAAAAGUAUAGCUACAAGGGGAGGACUUCACCGACGAAAGCGCUUCACGAGUCCGUGUCGCAUUUCUACAAAACAUUAUUCGACGAUUCACUCGAUUGGGAGCAGGCAGCAGAUCUAGUGGCCAGGACCCAAACAAAGAUGGACUCAUAUUCCACGCCAAUCACGCCAAUCAAGGAGGCCAAGUCGCACGACGCUGAAGAAUCCGAUUCGAUUGCGAGACUGCGGGACGCCAUAUGGGACGAGAGCAAAUCAAAUCAGUACGUUUUCAGACUUUACAGAGACCUUCCUUAUCCGGGAGUUGCCCAUCUCUCGAAAGCUUGUCGCGGUGCUCUGCUGCGUCGGUUUGCAAACCCUGACAAUCGCCGGUGGGUGGAAGCGCGACGAUUCCUCGCGCUGUUAGAUGAUAUGGUUGAUGCCAAGCUCCAGGUGUCCCGCGCUUUAUGGACGUCUGCUAUCCAUCUUGCAGGACGGGCCUCGGGCAAAGUGUUCAAAAGAGACUUAGUAAGGUCGAUAGGUCUCUGGCAGAAGAUGGAGCAUUGGGGCGGAGUUAAGUCAGACGGGGUUGUAUUCACCAUCCUCUUUGAUAUCGCCGUCAAAGCCAGCCAGUUCACCGUGGCGGAUCGGCUCAUGGCGGAAAUGGAAGAGCGAGGACUCCAAUUUGGGCGUACCGGCAAAGUUUCCAGAAUCUAUCGUCAUGGACAACAGCAUGACGUUGACGGCGUCCGGCAAGCAUUUGAUGACUUUACCUCAAGCGGUGAGAUCAUUGACACCGCCGUAAUGAAUUGCCUGAUGGCUUCCUUCAUUUCCGCGGGAGAUGUGAAAGCGGCUGAGGCCAUCUAUGCGCAGAUGAUGAAGAACCAGGCUGCGGGCGCAAGCACUCAUGCCAUCUACGGCAAUUUAUCCACUGACUUCAAGCACUAUCGAGAAAGAUCUAAAAAACUCAAUCGCCUGCUAGAGGUUUCCGCUUCUCUGAAGGACCACCUGCCAGGCCACUAUCGCACUAUUCAAGAAGCAGUGGGCAUCACCCCCGACACCCGCACAUACCGGAUCCUGCUGUCCUUGUACGCCCACAAAACAGGCGACAUUGAAGCGUUGAUGUCUGUUAUCGCUGAUAUGGAGAAGGCUUUUGCAGUACCACCGCGCGGACUAAUAUACUUGUUUCUCUUCGAAGGGUUUGCUCAUCAUGGGCGGCGCAGAGAGGGCUGGACGGCGGACAGACUGCGAGUGGCGUGGAAGACGUAUUUGCGAGCCCUUUACGAAUCCAAGUCGCGGGCAGAACAAGAGCGUCACCCGCAUUCUGGAAAGAAAAGCCCUACAUGGGAGAACCCAUUGCUCGACUCUUAUGUCCCCCUCGCACAACCCCCGGUUCCGCCCGCGCCAACCGGGUUGUACACCCCUCUCCCAUUGAUAAAAACACGCGCCAACGUACGAGAGCCUUCUGCUGAGGAGGGCAUGCAUACGGAAACCAAUGAUAUUGGCGAGCCUAGUGGGGGUAUCAAUAAGCAAAUCCACGAGGCGCUCGACGCCGGAUUUCCGGAGGAGGAAUUAGAGCGUCAAAUCGAAAACGGGGUGUUUCUUGGUCGUCGCAUGAUAGUGCUCAUCCUGCGCGGAUUUGGGCGUUGCUGCGGACCGCGGGAAACGAUGGAAGUAUGGCUCCAGAUGGAACGCCUCUGGCAGCCCUGGAAGCGCAGGGCGCAGGAUGUCAUGGCUGUCAAGGAGGAACUGGAGAAGCAGAUGCAGAACGUCCGGUGGCGUUAGAUUGAUCUGUUGGUUCCUUUCGCUUAUGUAUCUGUUCACUCACCGUGGUGGUGGGCUGUGGCUUGGGGUGCUUUGUAUAUUAUUAUUAUUAUUAUAUAGACCUGAUAGAUAGAUAUACCCUCAGGUGUAAAACUGGUUGCGA